CUCAUUUUUUUGUGCAGAAUGAUUCAAUUUGUGCUCUUGUUCAGCCGCCAAGGCAAGGUGCGCUUGCAAAAGUGGUUCUCGGCCUUCUCGCAGAAGGACAAGAAGAAAAUCACCCGCGAAAUGACGUCGACCAUCCUCGCGCGAAAGCCCAAAAUGUGCAACUUUCUCGAGUGGAAGGAAUUCAAGAUUGUCUACAAACGCUAUGCAAGCCUAUUUUUCGCUUGCGCGAUCGAUCCCAACGACAACGAGCUGAUUGCACUUGAAAUCAUUCAUCGAUAUGUCGAGCUUCUCGACAAGUAUUUUGGUAGCGUGUGCGAGCUGGACAUUAUCUUCAACUUUGAGAAGGCGUACUUUGUGCUCGACGAGCUCAUCAUUAACGGCGAACUGCAAGAGUCGUCUCGAAAGAGCGUACUCAAGUCAGCAGCAACACAAGACCAACUGCAAGAAGAAAACGAAGGCAUGGGAAACCCGAUAGAUGACUUGAUCGGCAUUCCCAAGUAAAGCCUCGGCGCCUUUUUCCCCCUCUUGUUUAUUAUUUGAUGUGUGCUUUUUGGGAUGUUGUGGUCGUGUGCAAAGCGAAUGUGUGUGUUUGCUUUUGGGAGUCAUGGAGACGCUUCGUUUCCGUUUCCAUCACCCACGACGAGCUGUGAAGUUGUCAAUGUGUCGUUGUAUUUUUGUUGUUGUUGUUGUUGUUGUUGUUGUUGCUCGGCUGUCUUGUCGUGUUGAAUUCAAGUACAUUUGCACAGACGCAGUUCAGCCUCGUCUCUGAUUUGGAGCAUGC
Molecule: messenger RNA, 781 nt
Organism: Capsaspora owczarzaki ATCC 30864
Lineage: Eukaryota; Filasterea; Ministeriida; Capsasporidae
Product: clathrin coat assembly protein ap19
Exons: 3
Coding region: 19-501 (160 amino acids)
Biological process (GO): vesicle-mediated transport; protein transport
Cellular component (GO): intracellular membrane-bounded organelle; AP-1 adaptor complex
Molecular function (GO): clathrin-cargo adaptor activity
Source: RefSeq, a predicted model, not a curated record